Molecule: messenger RNA, 2300 nt
Organism: Entelurus aequoreus (snake pipefish)
Lineage: Eukaryota; Metazoa; Chordata; Actinopteri; Syngnathiformes; Syngnathidae
Product: espin-like protein
Exons: 5
Coding region: 1-1890 (629 amino acids)
Biological process (GO): actin filament bundle assembly
Cellular component (GO): cytoplasm
Molecular function (GO): actin filament binding
Source: RefSeq, a predicted model, not a curated record
AUGGAGAACAGCAAGCAGCCAGUGAAGGAGGUGCUCCCUUUGCCUCGACUCCCGAAAUACUCCUCCUCCUCCUCCUCUUCCUCUGUGACUCUGGCUAAUGCUCCAACAAGACAAACAUCAGGCUCCAUGCAGCAAAUACAAAUGGCCUCCUCAGUGGUGACCUCGUUCAACCAGCUAAAGCCUCCAGAGAGAGAUCUCAAUCUGAUGUACCACAUGAAAUCAAUCAAGUCCCUGAAACAAGCUGGUAUCACGGCCAUCUUCACUGGACAACAGAAACUUGACAGUGAGGAAUGUCCAGAAGAGGGACCAGUUGUCGAUGUGAUCCUGUCCGACAUUGAGUCUCUGGUGCCCACUCACGAUGAGGCUGGACGACCCAUCGCUGAGUGGAAACGUCAGGUGAUGGUACGACAGCUGCAGACCCGACUGCAGAAUGAGGAAGAGCAGAUGCGACAGGCCCUAACCUAUGAUUCCUCCUCUGUGGAUGGCUGGAAGUACUCCCAAACUCACAAUGUCGUUUUGGGGCCAUUCGGCGAGCUCCUAACACAGGACGAUCUUCUGUAUUUGCAACAGCAGAUCGACAACAUGUCUUUGCAGAAGCGCUACCAGGCCUAUGAGGUGGAGCUGACCAGGUUGACAAAAGAACUGAGGGCUAUUUUACCCGACCCUAUCCUAAACAUUUCUCUAAACAAAGAGGCCCUGCAAGAGAUGGAUGCUCAGGGAAGUCGGGCGCUGCCAGUUUGGUGCAGCCGCGUCUCAGAGAUUGUCAGGAGUAUGUCAUUGCUGGUGGCCAGCCUGACUCAGACCUCUAAGGAUGGAGCUGAGAGGAGCGUGGUGCACGGUCUGAUGGAGGGGGUGACGGGGCUGCCGGAGGUAAGGGAUGUUUUUGCGGUAGGUCAAGGCCAUGAGGUGUUGCAAAAUACAAAUGGAUGUAAGCUACCACUCAUCGGGGUGGCUUUUGGUCAUGGGAUGGAGAGCUACAGCAGAUCACGCAGAGAACGACUGGAGAAGGAGAUUCGUCAGUUUGGGGUGUCAGUCAGAAACCUCAGAGCCAACUUUGAAGGUCAGAUUGGUGCCAUUUAUCCUUUUGCUGGAGUGGUGCCUGGCAAGGACCAAUCUUCCGGAACUAAUAAUCUAACUAGUGAUCCUAAAAAGCUUCCACCUGUGAUGGAGACUACCAGCCUGAGGAAAGAGCGUAUUGUAGUGCUGUUCCUGAGCCACUGGAAGAAGUCAGCUUACGCUAUCUCAGUGCGAGCAGCGAGGCAGGAACAGGAGCUCAAAUCAGAAGCCCAGCAGAGAAUCCCAUCCAUGUUUCUCUUUUGUCAAAAACGAGGCGCCGUUGAUAAGAUGCUAAACUCCUGGAAAAAUAAACUCCAGCUGAAGGAGGCUAUAACGUCCUAUGUGUCCACCAGUACUUCAAAAAACCCAUUUCCUGUGUACUCUCCAGAACAAUUCCUUUCAGAUGUGGACCACGACAGCUUGACCCUAGACCUCUUCAUGCUGGGAUACUUCCACAUUCUGGAGCAGGAGCUGUCACCAGUGGAGAGGAAAAUGAGGCAUCUGCUCUGUUUCGAAGUUUUUGACCAUGUGGGAACUUUUCCCUGGGAGAGAGUGAGAAACUUCCACAAGGCCGUACUGCAGGAAAUUCAGGCCGGGAGGCGACAAUGGAGGGACGGCUUUGAUGACAUUAAAGUUUGCUUCUUUGGAGACUCGAGACCAUCAUCAGAAACCACACCAGUGCCUUCGGUUGUAGUUGAAGGUGCCACGCCAGAGGAGGGCAGCAGUGACAUGGAAUUCUCCUGUUUCAACAAUGAAGAUAUUUGUAAAUAUAUUGAUCGCAGCUUUGCUUUUUGGAAGGAGAAAGAAGCAGAGCUCUUUGAUUUUGAACACUAGAAUUACCAUUGUGUUUGUUUGCUUACUGUGGCAAUUUUGCAGAGGUUUUUAUUUUCAUACAAAAUACUGUAAUGCAUUGACUCGAAUAUAAGACAAUAUUUUUCCCUACGAAAAAGACAGGUGGUCUUAUAUUUAGUGUUGAGAGAUUUAUACAUACAUACGUGCCACCGAAGGACUUCUCCCCUUGUAAGUCAGAGCUUUUCUUCCUGUCACUCACACGCAAAGACCACUUAUCUGUAGAGAUGCGACACAGAGAUCAGCUGAGUUUAACAGAUAAAGAUACAUUUAGUCAUUUUCUGAAAACAGUAGGCUGAUUGGCAACACUAUAUAGGCUCUAGUGUGUGAAUGUGAGUGUGAGUGAUUGACUGUCUAACUGUGUUGGCCCUGCGAUGAGAUGGCGACUUGUAUAG